Molecule: messenger RNA, 1466 nt
Organism: Neurospora tetrasperma FGSC 2508
Lineage: Eukaryota; Fungi; Ascomycota; Sordariomycetes; Sordariales; Sordariaceae
Exons: 2
Coding region: 39-1277 (412 amino acids)
Biological process (GO): dehydro-D-arabinono-1,4-lactone biosynthetic process
Cellular component (GO): cytosol
Molecular function (GO): D-arabinose 1-dehydrogenase [NAD(P)+] activity
Source: RefSeq, a predicted model, not a curated record
AACGGGGCUCUCCACCUCACAUCAAAGACAUCACCACCAUGGCGCCAUCCACAACCGCCCCAAAGGCCCCCCUCAAAUCAACCCUCCCCCCGCUUCUCCUCGGCACCGCCACCUUCAACACGCAAUACGUCCCCGACCCUCACUCGCUCCCCUACCGCUCCAUCGUCGCGUGCGCCCUCUCCCUGGGCGUGCGUGGUUUCGACACCUCGCCUUACUACGGCCCCUCUGAGAUUCUCCUCGGCGACGCCCUCCACACUCUAUUCACUUCUGAGACGAACCCGCUCCCGCGCGAGGACGUCUUCAUCGUCACCAAAGCCGGCCGCAUCGCCGGCGACGAAUUCGACUACUCCCCUUCUUGGGUGCGCUACAGCAUUUACCGGAGCUUGCAAAGGCUGCACACGGACUAUCUCGAUUUGGUGUACAUGCAUGACGUCGAGUUCGUGUCCCCUGCCGAAGUGCUGGGUGCGGUCCAGGAGUUGAGGCGGUUGCGGGAUGAGGAAGGGCUGAUUAGACAUGUGGGGAUAAGUGGGUUCCCCGUCAAGGUCCUGGCGGAGCUGGCGGAGAUGAUUCUCAGAGAAACGGGAGAGCCGUUGGAUGCGGUGUUGAGUUAUGGGCAUUUUACGGUGCAGAAUCGGCUGUUGAGUGAAAGCAGUGUGUUGAAGAGGUUCAAGAAGGCUGGGGUCGAGGUCAUUCUCAAUGCGUCCAUGUUGGGCAUGGGGUUGUUGACGCAAAAGGGAAUCCCGCCUAACCCGGACUCGAAGGAGAGCCCGUUAGUCAAGUGGCAUCCGUCGCCGCCGGAUUUGAGGAUUGCAUGCAAGAAGCUGGGCGAGUUGGCGGCGGCUAAGGGCGAGAGGCUGGAGAGUGUGGCGAUCCGUUGGGCGCUGGAGGAGUGGGCGAGGGUGGGCGCCGAGGCGGAGGUUGGUGUUGAUGCUGAACCUGGGUCCCCGUUGAAGGUGGGCGCAACGGUGUGCGGUGUCUCAUCCAUUCCCGAGUUGGAGGAGACAGUCACCGAGUGGAAUGACGUGUUGGAAGGAUUGAAAAAGGUGGCGGCUGCUGGGGGAAAGGCAGACGGUCGCGUAUACGGAACAGAGCGCCAGGAGAAGAUCCUGAAGUUGGUGGAGGAUGAGAUGUGGCCAGCCUUGGGUGAAUGGAUUGACUUUGCCUGGGCCAGCCCAGGAGAUGGCUAUGUCAACACCAGGCGGCCCGAAGAUAAGGGUAGGGUUCCCGAUGAUGGCGUAGUAGCUGCGCAUGAGGAGAGAAUCAAGCACAAGAAGUAAGCGCUAUGGUUGGGUCUACAUGUGGUGGAAAAAAAAAGGGGGUUAGGUGAGUGGCAUGUCAUCAAUAGAUGAGCUAUAAGCUGGUUUCUCUCUCGCACUCGAAUUUUCUUUAGACUAGAUUCAGACGUAGUUACUGAAGCACUCCGUAGGAUGCUGUAGAACGCAAGCGAAUACAAGAUCUAUAAGUCC